AUGGCGCAGAUCAACAUCCGCCGCGAUGUCACCGACCCCUUCUACCGCUACAAGAUGGAGCGUCUCCAGUCCAAGAUCGAGGGCAAGGGUAACGGAAUCAAGACCGUCAUCGUCAAUCUGAGCAACGUCGCCGACAACCUCGCCCGUCCCCCCAGCUACGUCAUCAAAUACUUCGGCUUCGAACUCGGGGCGCAGACCAACAUCGACCCCAAAGACGACCGCUGGAUCAUCAACGGCGCCCAUGAGGCCUCCAAGCUGCAGGACUACCUCGACGGCUUCAUCGGCAAGUUUGUCCUCUGCAAAGACUGCAAGAACCCCGAGACCGUCGUCCAGGUCAAGGAUGCUAGCAUCACUCUGGAUUGCAAGGCGUGUGGCCAGCGUACCCAGGCCGACAUGCGCCACAAGCUCUCCUCCUUCAUUCUGAAGAACCAGCCGAAGAAGGGCAAGAAGGACAAGUCUACGAAGAAGGCGGAGCGUAGGGCGCGCAAGGAAGCUGAAAGGCAUGGCGACGAGGACGGAGCCAACGGCAACGGACAUCCCAGCCCGGGAGACAGUGGCUCCGACGGAGCGGACGAGAAUGGAGAUGUGGGCGACGACGCCGGUAGCGACGACGAACUCACCCGCAAGAUCAACGAGGGCGCCAAAGACCUCCCCAGCGAGGCCGGCCAGGAGCAAGACGUGCAGUGGUCGGUGGACAUGUCCGAGGAAGCGGUCAAGGCUCGUCAAAAGGCCCUACCCGACGACCUCAAGCAGACCCUCGUCCUCGACGACGACCACGAAGACGGCGAAGGCGGCGGCAAGACGGCCUACGACGAGCUCGGCGACUGGAUCGACGACCAGGCCAAGGAGCUCGGCGGCGUGAACAAAAUCUCCGACGUCGACGUCUUCAAAAAGGCAAAGGAGCUCGGCAUCGAGACCAAGCACCGCACGCCCACCGUGCUCGCCAUGUCCCUCUUCGACGACACCAUCGCCAAGCAAAUCGAGGCGCGCGCCUCCUUCCUGCGCUCCAUCAUCGGCAAGUCGGAGAAGCACGAAAAGGCCUUCAUGGGCGGGCUGGAGCGGCUCGUCGGCGAGCUGCAUCCCGCCCUCAUCCCCACCGUCUCUAAGAUCCUGCUCCCCCUUUACCAGGAGGACAUUAUCGAGGAGGAGGUGCUGAAGGCGUGGGGCAGCAAGGCGAGCAAGAAGUACGUGGAUCUGGCAACGAGUCGCAAGGUGCGCAAGAGCGCCGAGCCGUUUUUGGAGUGGCUUGAGACUGCCGAGUCGGAUGAUGACGACGACGAGGAUGACGAGUGA
Neohortaea acidophila is the source of this 1293-nucleotide messenger RNA. Its product is annotated as domain found in IF2B/IF5-domain-containing protein. The record is from RefSeq and is a predicted model, not a curated record. Gene Ontology annotation, molecular function: GDP-dissociation inhibitor activity; eukaryotic initiation factor eIF2 binding; translation initiation factor activity. The transcript has a single exon. NCBI's taxonomy places the organism in Eukaryota, Fungi, Ascomycota, Dothideomycetes, Mycosphaerellales, Teratosphaeriaceae. Gene Ontology annotation, cellular component: cytosol. The coding region runs from base 1 to 1293 and encodes 430 amino acids. Gene Ontology annotation, biological process: translational initiation; formation of translation preinitiation complex; formation of cytoplasmic translation initiation complex.